This is a messenger RNA of Williopsis jadinii, 1254 nucleotides long. RefSeq lists its product as uncharacterized. The coding region runs from base 71 to 895 and encodes 274 amino acids. The transcript has a single exon. Lineage: Eukaryota; Fungi; Ascomycota; Saccharomycetes; Phaffomycetales; Wickerhamomycetaceae. The record is from RefSeq and is a predicted model, not a curated record.
AAGUGCUGGAUUUUCAUUUGCGCUGAUACUGUUGUUUUAUUCAAUAUGGGUCAAAGAACACCGAACACAGAUGAGAAUCUACGCUUGCUGUGUACUGUUUACUAGUGGAUGCUGGUACUUCAUCUUUCUCAUUCCAACGUUUGGGUACAGAGGCGUAUUUGCGCUGAUCUGGCUUCUUGUGGAACAGCUACAGUAUGGAAUUAGCGUACAUCCAUGGUUUAAGCGGUUGUUAAAACUGGAGUAUUCAACAGCUUUGAACAUCGAACAUGAGGAUGAACGUUUCCACUCGUUCUACGUCAUUGCCAUUGGUGAGUUUGUGUACUCGAUAAACGCCGAGUCUCCCCUGUCCGUUGGAUGGAACGACAGGUUAUCAAAGGGUAUCAGCUUGUUGAUCAAUGCCGUUUUAUUCAUGGCUCUCUAUUCUCACAAGGAUGGUUCAAGAAAAGCAACUCACGCAUUGCGCAAUUCACCAACCACAUCGAUGGUUUAUAUCUAUUCGCACUUCUUUGUCAUUGGGGCCUUGCUUAUUGUUGGAGAUGCUGGAGCUGAUCUGUCAAAGAUACAUGUGAACUAUCUGGAACCGGAGGAAUACGGCGUCUUAUUCUACUACCAUGUGGGCAUUUUCGUUGCGCUGUGCGCACUAACAGUGAUAGCAGCAAUGGAUCUUGACAGGACUGAUCCAGGCUUCCACCAGGUGUCCAAAUUUUGGCGAAUAGGCUUCAGAGUCCCUAUUGGUGCGCUGAUAUUCGGACUCACAUGGGGUCUUAAGGAUAAGUCAAUAAAGGAGACCAUGUGGAUUGAUACAAUGUUGCUUUUCGUACUAUUUGGAUAUGAGUUUAUCGUCAUGAAUCCAUGGAGAUACUACUUCGGCCACAACCGCUUGGUUGAAUUGUGAUUGCUUGCCGACGUCAUGUUAUCGUGUUCUGAGCCUUUGGAUCUGAAGGAGAGAUUAUAUAUGUGUUUGUUUGCGCUCUUAUCAGGGGAAUAACCGAAAUUGAUUGCUAUGUUGUCUGAUAAGCCCCUAUGCAGAAUCCCUUACUUUUGGCGCUAUCAGCUACAUGAUUCCCCAACGCAAAUGGAUGUUGUGGCCAAUUGAAAGAGCCUAGAUCAUUCAGGCGGGGUGUUUCCUGCAAAAAAGUCCAAACGGCCGCUUUAGAAAGUAAGGUGUCCGGGUGUGAGGGGUGAAGGGGAUGAAAUUUUCGGAAUUCAAGUGAUUUUCCCCUAAAUGUUACCCAAAUCAGUAAGACCUGUGUA